CUCAAAGUUCGUUUCUCUCUCUCUCUCUCUCUCUGUUGUAGUUCUCCUCCCCCGUUCAAUGACCCUGCUGAUUGGUUAUUUUGAUCAUCAAAAUGAGCCUCAAAUCUACUUUUAUCUGUACCCGCCAAAACUCUCCGUUAACGCCAAAUCGAAACCUCGGAGUUCUCCCCAGCAGAGCAUUCCAAGUCCGCGAGUGCCGAGUGUGGCGGCGUCGAAGACUCAAAACAAAUCGGAAAACGGUACUAGUACGCAGUCUGUUAGGCCCAUCGCCCUUCGGUGAUUUGUUCCAAAACUUGGUUUCUCACUUUCCUUCUCUCAAUUCCCUAGAUUUUAUCGCUCCGGUCCUAGGUUUAACCUCCGGAGCAGUUCUAACACUCUACCUCUCUCGCUUCAAGUCCAACCGUAAUUCUCGAGUUUCUGACGUCGGCGAGUGGAGACUGUUCUCCAGCCCGACGCGGUUUAACCGUUUCGUCAUGCUACGGUGUCCGUCCAUGUCUUUCCAGGGAAGCGAUCAGCUUUUGAAUGAGGAGAGGCAUUUGGUAAAGUUGAACAGUGGGAGGAUUCAGGUGAGGUUGAGCGCUGGUGAUGAUUUGGUGGAGGAGAGAGAGAGACUAGUGUAUCAGAGAGUUUGCGUGGGUACUGAGGACGGUGGAGUGAUAUCUUUGGACUGGCCGUCGAAUUUGGAGUUGGAGGAGGAGCUUGGGCUGGAUACCACGGUUUUGCUUAUUCCAGGAACUGCUCAAGGGAGUAUGGAUAAGGACAUUCGGUCGUUUGUGUGUGAAUUGUUGACGCGGGGGUAUUUUCCUGUUGUAGUGAAUCCUAGGGGUUGUGCUGGUUCACCACUCACCACACCACGGUUAUUUACAGCUGCUGACAGCGAUGAUAUCUGCACAGCUAUACAAUUCAUCAACCGGGCAAGGCCAUGGACAACAUUGAUGGGUGUUGGCUGGGGUUAUGGUGCAAGCAUGCUAACAAAGUACCUAGCAGAAGUUGGAGAUAGGACACCCCUUACAGGUGCCACGUGCAUUGACAAUCCCUUUGACUUAGAGGAGGCCGCUAGGUCCUCUCCGUAUCACACCGCUCUUGAUCAGAAGCUAACAGAUGGUCUCAAGGAUAUUCUGCGAUCUAACAAGGAACUGUUUCGAGGUGGAGCAAAAGGAUUUGACGUGGAAAAGGCUCUACUUGCAAAGUCUGUCCAAGAUUUUGAAAAAACAAUCUCUAUGGUCUCACAUGGGUUUGAUGCCAUAGAAGAUUUUUACGCAAAUUCUAGCACUAGAGGUGUCAUUGGAAAUGUGAAGAUACCCGUUCUCUUUAUACAGAAUGAUGAUGGAACAGUCCCUUUGUUCUCUAUUCCACGCAGUCUAAUAGCAGAAAAUCCAUUUACAAGCCUUCUUUUAUGUUCUUGUUCUCCAUCUAAGGUUAUUGCAAGUGGAAGAUCUGCUAUUUGUUGGUACCAGCGUCUCACCAUUGAGUGGCUUGCAGCGGUGGAACUUGGACUUUUGAAAGGUCGUCAUCCUCUUUUGAAAGACGGUGUGACCGUCAAUCCUUCAAAUGGUUUACCACGUGUGGAAAGCAGAGCAUCUGAUAAAAGGGGCAGACUAAAUAAAAUUUUGAAUGCUUCUCCAUCAAAUGUUCUUGAUAGGUAUGGUGUAUAUCCUCUAGAGAAGGUGUUCGGAGAAAGCGAUACCUCUUUGAUCAUUAGGUCAAAAUUCGGGCGAGAGUCACAAAAAAAGUGUGAGAUUGAAGAUAAAGGAUUGCAAAGAGAUAACAAUGGUCUAUUAGAGCAGACUAGCUUUUGUAAUGCAGAAUUAGUCAACGAGGAAGCCAGUCCUAUAGAUAAUGGAAGAGGCCAAGUGCUCCAGACUGCACAAGUAGUUAUGAAUAUGAUUGAUGUAUCCAUGCCUAACUCGCUAACUGAAGAACAGAAGAAGAAGGUCCUGAAUGCUGUGGGCCAAGGGGAGACAGUAAUGAAAGCUUUUCAAGAUGCUGUGCCGGAGGAUGUUCGUGAAAAGUUUACUACUGCUGCUUCUGGAAUUUUGCGUAAUCGGGGGGCCAAUUUGAAACUGGACAGCCACCUAAAUAUUGGUCCGAUACCUACUGUGCCAUCAGAAAUACAGUCAGAGAUGAAUGAAAGAGCUGGAGUAUCAAGUGCAGGAGGUUAUGAAGAUCCUCAUUCUUCAGAUCCAAGGACAAGGGUUGAUGACCUGGAAGACUAUAGUGAUGGUCAAAUUUUAGUGGACAAGCCUGCUGGGGGAGUGAACUCAGAGCGUCAGGCUUCAGAUACGCUGCACAAAAUGACUGGUUAUGGUCACUUUCAAUCUACAACCCACGGAGGCAAUGUUUCCUGUUCAAUAAAAGAGGACAUUAUUGAAGGGGAAAGCAAUCAUGAAAAUGGGUGUAUUUCCAGAGAAACAGAUGCUGAAUAUUAUGGCUAUAAUGAAAAUGAGUCAGCUGCAGGUGGUAAGCCGUAUUGUCCUGGCUGGUCUGUAAGUGCUAGUGGCACUGGCAAUGUUGCUGUUGUCGUGGACAAAGUGGACCAGAAUGGACUGGUUGAGUCGGACAAGAAAGAGGGAGAUGAUAUCCAGGAGAACAUAGAAAUAGUCACAAAUCUUUCUACUGAUCCAAAUAAGAUGAUGCCAUCCACCGAGGCAGAGGAGGGGUUGUCACAUCCGGUAUCAUCUUUUGAGGCCCAACCAAUGAAAAGGGAAGGAAGUAUGCAUUCCGUUCAUAAUCAAAAUAGCUAUGAUCCCGCGACCUUCAGUGUUUCUCAGGCAUUAGAUGCCUUAACAGGGAUAGAUGAUUCAACACAAGUAGCUGUUAGUAGUGUCUUCGGUGUACUAGAAGGUAUGAUUACUCAGUUGGAGUUUGAAAAAGCUGACGAAACUAAGUUUGAUAAGAAAGAGGUUGAGGACGGUAGAGCUGGCUUCUUAUCUAAGAACCGUCAACUUGUCAAUGACUAUAACUCAAUGAGCAACGAAGAAAACAAUAAUGACCUGAGCUCACAGUCUGACAUGGAAAAUGAUCUACCUUCAUAUGAUGAAAUUGAUUUACACAACGAUGCAAGAUCUAGAUGGGAAGAGGAGGGGAGACCUAUAAGCAGCCCUGAUUCAGUUCUGGGGAACAGCAUUAGUAGUUCUUGGGAAAACAGUGUGGUUUGCCAUAUAAAUGAAGAAAAAGGAACAGGGGAAGAUUUGCUAAGAAGCAAACUUUUGGCUAAGCAGCCAAAUAAAGUUCGACAUUUAUUUAAUUCUCCACUGUACAUAACUACAAACCCAUUCAGUGACACUCUUUACAAGGAAUACCUCCCUGAAUCUCUUCUGUCAAAGACGCAGUCCAAGUCACUAGACUCAGAUACAACUACCACUCUAUUCCUUGACUAUAUUCCAGAAGAAGGUCAGUGGAAGCUUUUAGAACAACCCGGAAAUAAUGAACAUGUGGCUGGUGAUGUCAAUGAGGGUGACAGAAAAGACAUUCGGGCUCAUUCACCUUCAAAAGCUGCUACAAUCGAAGUAAUUAAACCACUAUAUGUCAUAAUGGAUGCUGGACAACAACAGGAACCUGUUCAAGAAUAUGGGACAGUAGAUUAUACUUAUCAAAAAUGUGUAAUUAAUAACUGUACAUCGGAGGAGUUGAUGAGCUUUGUUAAAAGUACUAUUUUGGAUGCAUUGAAGGUCGAAGUCGGUCGAAGGCUAAGUGUAGCUAAAACAAAAGAGAUGGAGCCAAAUCUUGCCAAAGAUUUGGAAGAAAUUGCAAAUGCUGUGUCUCUGGCUGCAGGACACAUACUGAGUUGGGAUGUUAAAAAUCAUAAUUCUGAAAAACUUGGUACACUGAAUGGAGAGCAUAUUGUGAAAGCUAUUUCCUUAGCCGUUCAGGAAACCAAUUAUGUGAGAAGAUUACUUCCACUUGGUAUCGUUGUAGGCUUGAGCUUAGCUGCUUUGAGAAAAUCCUUCAAUGUAGCAACAGUAAAUGGUAGUGCCCAAAGUGAAACCAUUACCCUUGAUCAAAUUUCUCAGUCUGCCGAAACAAAUUGCAUACUGUCUGAAACAGAUGGUGAUCUAAUGUUUCUUCAUGAAGUUGAUCUGAAGUACAAUAUGUCGAGAAGCAAAGAUUGGGGAAAGGCUGAAUUGGGAAAACUAAACAAUGCCAAAAUCAUGGUUGGUGCUGUUACAGCUGCCAUUGGAGCAUCUGCCGUUACAGCUGCCAUUGGAGCAUCUGCUUUACUUGUGCAUCAACAGGAUUCAGACGAAGGUAAUGAAACUUCUACAGUCUUGUCCAAGACCUUUGGCAAUAAGGGAAAUCAUCAAAAGGAGCCUGGUAAGCUUGAGGAGGAUAUCUCUGAGAAAAGCGAGAAUGGCAUAGUCACAAGCUUUGCAGACAAAGCCAUGUCUGUUGCUGGUACUAUGGUACCUAUGAAAGCAAAUGGAGAAGUAGAUCAUAAAAGGCUGGUGGCCAUGCUGGCAGAAUUGGGACAAAGGGGUGGUAUGUUGAAGCUGGUUGGUAAAAUUGCUUUGCUUUGGGGGGGUGUACGUGGCGCUAUUAGUUUGACUGGAAGGCUUAUCUUGUUUCUCAAUAUUGCUGAACGCCCUUUGUUACAGAGGGUACUUGGGUUUGUUUGCAUGGUGCUUAUUUUAUGGUCUCCAUUUGCUGUUCCUCUGCUCCCUGCACUUGUGAAAAGUUGGGUGACACACAGCUCCUCCAAAUUUGCCGAACUCGUUUGCAUUGCCGGCCUGUAUGCUUCUAUUACAAUGCUUAUUGCGAUUUGGGGAAGAAGAAUUCGAGGGUAUGAUAAUCCAUUCGAGCAAUAUGGCCUUGAUUUUUCUUCUUCAUCGAAGAUUCAAAAUGUAUUGAAGGGAUUCGUUGGAGGAGUUAUGCUUGUUUUAUCCAUACACACUGUGAAUCUAUUGCUUGGUUGUGUCCGCUUAUCAUGGCCUUCCACGGUCCUAUCAUAUCCUUCAGAUGUUGUGAACUGGCUCAAAGUUUUUGCCAAGAUGCUUUUACUUGUCAGUCAAGGAAUUAUAACAGCAACAGGUGUUGCACUGGUGGAAGAACUGCUAUUUAGGUCAUGGUUGCCUGAUGAAAUUGCUACAGAUCUUGGAUACUACCGCGGAAUUAUUUUUUCUGGAUUGGCCUUUUCUGUAAGUCAGAGGUCUCCAUGGGCUAUUCCAAGCCUAUGGCUUCUGUCCAUGGCUCUGGCAGGGGCUCAGGAAAGAAGCCAAGGUAGCCUCUCCAUUCCAGUUGGGUUGCGUUCAGGGAUAAUGGCUUCAGGUUUUGUCCUACAAAAGAGUGGUAUCUUGACUUAUCAGGCCAAUUAUCCUAUGUGGGUAACCAGUACUGACCCAUUACAACCCUUUAGCGGCCUUGUUGGUCUUGCUUUUGGUUUGUUAGUUGCAAUAAUUCUGCAUCCAAGGCAGCCACUCCAUCAGCAGAAGAACAGUUGGCCUGCUCCAGAAUGAGUGCCUAAAGAAGUCGGUUAAUCAAGGGCACAUUAUGAAGAAAGUUAGCUUUAUCUUUGGUGGCUCCUCUGUCAUUAUACAUACAGUGCAGGACAGUGGAGAUCUUCGUAAGGGAAAGGAAAAGGAAGGGAACGCAGUUUAGAAAGCGCCUUUUAACUAUAAUGGCCAGUGCAUUCCAUACUCUCUAGAGCUGGCUUUCCCAAUGCCCUGGAUAAUGUGUAGUGCUAAGAUAGGAUAAGUCUAUAGUUAGCCGAACUCCACCAAACGUACAAUUUUUAAGGCAAUUUUAUAACCAGUGAAUUGAUGGUACAUGAACCAUCUAUGGAAGCACUUCAAGUUUUUCCUACACCAGUGUACAUAGUGGUUCUUUUUCUUGGUGGUUUUGUAUUUUUUGCUGGAGAGGACAAGCUGGAGAGUUCAUGUGAACCUGUUUUGUUUUGUGGAGCAUCUGAGAGAGGAAAACCCGUGGAUUCCAGCCAGCUGUCUGCUCCAUGUAAAAAAGAAGCCACCAUAAAUUGCCUUGCCACACGUUCACUGCAAUUCCUUCUAUACCCUGCCCAGUUGACCCUUCCGCUCGUGUUUGAUCCUGGUCCAUAAUUCAUGUAUUCAAUGUACUCCACCGUGUCUAAAGUACUGUACUUAUUCCACCUGUGCCAACCUUGUGGGUGUAUCAGAUCCCCCAGAUAGCUCUCCAUGACGAUAGUCCUGGAAUGGUUCCUCCAUGGUCUACCCAAGAAGGUUGAGAAGUUGGCCCUCUCAGCCUCCGUGAAGUCUGGUGCAGCGACUAUGGUGCAGUUGUGCAGCGAUAUGCCGGUGUCCUGGUUUGGGUCUUGUCUCCCUUGAGCAGUGAUCAUGUUGUUUUGACCAGGGUUUGGUUUGCGAACCAGAAUAAUGCAGUUUUGAAAUACGGCUGCUGCAUUUCCAAAGAUGAAAUCAACAGUGCCUUGGAUUGUGCAUUCACGAUAGAACUGACGGAGAGAAUGAGCGUAAAGGGUGUCCUGAUAUGAAGUGAUUUUGCACCGGUAGAAAGCAGCAUUGGAAUUCACCCGUAGAGCAACUGCCUGGUGCUUCUGUGGGCCAGCUGUGUUCUUGAUUGUCAGGUCCCUAGCUAUGAAUUUGUCUCCAACCACAGCUGCAAACACAAUAGCAGGAGUUAGUCCCCUUGAGAUUAGGUAACUUAAUCCUUUGAUACAAGAUUGUGUCGGUGAACAUCUUUAGAACUUAAGGCUCUGUUUGUUUCAAUUGUUUUACAUGUAAAAGGAUCUCACAAAAACUCUCACUUGUCCUUUUGUUAUCCGGCAUUUGCUUGAAAAAUGAAACAUGAGGUUGCGAGAAA
Rhododendron vialii is the source of this 6789-nucleotide messenger RNA. RefSeq lists its product as uncharacterized. Gene Ontology annotation, cellular component: membrane. The record is from RefSeq and is a predicted model, not a curated record. NCBI's taxonomy places the organism in Eukaryota, Viridiplantae, Streptophyta, Magnoliopsida, Ericales, Ericaceae. The coding region runs from base 93 to 5453 and encodes 1786 amino acids. Gene Ontology annotation, molecular function: metalloendopeptidase activity. Gene Ontology annotation, biological process: CAAX-box protein processing. The transcript has 11 exons.